This is a messenger RNA of Ambispora gerdemannii, 192 nucleotides long. The record is from the annotation of a GenBank genome assembly. NCBI's taxonomy places the organism in Eukaryota, Fungi, Glomeromycota, Glomeromycetes, Archaeosporales, Ambisporaceae.
UCGCCGGAUUUCAACCUCUUACAGAUAGAGAAAUUUCCGCAUUUCGAAACGAACUCUUUCGAAGACCUUAGUUUAACAUUGGAUCAUAAUCUUGCUUUUCAAACCUCUGAAGGUUCGGUUACUUUUUGGAAUAACGCGGACUGGCUUAACUUUCCGAAUAGUUUAAACACUGUUAAUGAAAAAGCCAUUUAA